AUGGGAAAAUGCCUCAAGCGGGACAUAUGGGUACUGGCAGGUUGCUGGGCUACAGUACUGACCGCUUCCACUCUCAUCACCUCCGCCAGUCCUCUCGCCGCCGUCUCCAUUGGCAUUAACCGUUCGGUCGCGCCGUUCACGAUCGGGAUGUUCCUGAUCGGAGCCGCGUUGAUAAGCGCGUACAGCGCUCAAAUAUUUACGGCGCUCGGCCGAGCGAAGGGCUUCGGCUUCGGCUGCGCGUUAGGACUCGCGGGUGGCGUCCUCGGUGCAAUCGCCAUGGAGGUGAGGGCGGCGUGGUUGAUCUUCAUCGCGUGCUUCCUCAUCGGAACGAGCCAAGGACUGGGGCAGUUCUACCGGUUCGCGGCGACGGAGAUCUGCGACGAGGACGAGCGCGCGCCGGCGGUCGCGCUUGUACUGAGCGGUGGGAUCCUCGCUGCCUUCGCGGGGCCCGAGGCGGCAGUAGGAGCCCAAUCAUUUCCGUGGCUCGGGCUGAACGCGAGGUAUAGCGGCUGCUUCUUGCUGGUCGCCGUCGCGAAUCUGAUCAACUACGCAUUGAUCGCGUGUGUGCGGUUCGCGCCGGUCGAAGCUCCCGACGAAAAGGAGACCCCGACGCCGCUCCGCGAAAUCUUUGGGAAGCCUGACUCCAUCUGUGCGGUCUCCGUCGCCACGUUCGCUCACACUUCGAUGGUGAUGCUUAUGUCGCCGCUCACACUAGCGAUGAAGGACGACGGGUUCCCGUUCCGACUCACCUCCCUGGCGCUCGAGUUGCACUUCUUUAGCAUGUACGCUCCUGGUAUUGUGGGAACAGGGUAUCUGAUCAAACACAUCGGGCCCUACGCGGCGUCGGGCCUAGGCUUCGUCAUCUUCGCCAUCUGUGCGGUUAUCCUCGCAAUUUCUCAGCAGUUGUGGAAUUUCAUCUUGGGCAUGGUGUUCAACGGCAUCGCGUGGAACAUAUGUUUUACGAGCGGUACGGUCUUACUGACAGCUUGCUACGAAAAGAAGGACGCGCUGCGGGUCCAGGGCAUCAACGACCUCGUCAUCUUCGGCGUCGCGGGCGCGGGGUCGCUGGCGUCGGGCUACGCGUAUACGGCGAUCGGCUGGGACGGGCUCGUCUACGUCGUCUGCGGCCUGAUGGGCCUGGCAGGCGUCUUCCUCGCUGGCAGCUACCGCGCCGCGUCGCGGCGCGCCGACGGCCCCGAGGGGUCGAAGAUCGGCUCCCUCAGCUUCACGAUCUCGCCCAUGACCGGCGGCUGUCCCGCGCCGGCGGGCAUGGUGGAGCCGUGGGGGAAGAGCGUGUCGUCGACGUCGUCCCGCUCGGCCGUUUAAGUUUUAUUUCAUGCCAG
Molecule: messenger RNA, 1343 nt
Organism: Pelagomonas calceolata
Lineage: Eukaryota; Pelagophyceae; Pelagomonadales; Pelagomonadaceae
Source: the annotation of a GenBank genome assembly